Messenger RNA from Fraxinus pennsylvanica, 315 nucleotides. The record is from the annotation of a GenBank genome assembly. Lineage: Eukaryota; Viridiplantae; Streptophyta; Magnoliopsida; Lamiales; Oleaceae.
AUGCAACGGUUCACACCGAGCCGACGCCUUUCCGAAAGCCGGUCUCUCCUGCCUCUUCUCUCCAUCUUCGGGUUUCCAAUAUUUUUCCCAUUGAGGACACCGGUUUCUGUGGAACCAUAUACAUACUCAUUUGGAGGUCCAUUUUUGGCGGCGUUGUGGUUCUACCAAGGUUUGGUACGAAUGGUGUGUGACAUCUCCAAAUGCAUCUCCUAUGCACAACUCCAAUGGUCGCUCACACUGGGUCGGGCUCUAGGGUUUCCUAGGCAAUGUUGUGGCAAAAAGAUCCAUUGCCAGAGGCAAGCUGGAGCAAGAUGA